Molecule: messenger RNA, 1542 nt
Organism: Cannabis sativa
Lineage: Eukaryota; Viridiplantae; Streptophyta; Magnoliopsida; Rosales; Cannabaceae
Exons: 4
Coding region: 1-1542 (513 amino acids)
Source: RefSeq, a predicted model, not a curated record
AUGCAUAUUGAAAAAAAUGUGCGUGAGAGUAUUAUUGGUACCUUACUUGAUAUCCCCAGCAAAACUAAGGACGGUCUAAAUAGUCGUUUAGAUCUCGUUGAAAUAGGUAUACGACAAUCUCUGGCACCUCAGAAGAAAGGUGAACGUUUAUAUUUGCCUCCUGCUUGUUUCACUUUGUCCAAAAAAGAGAAACAACCAGUUUGCAAAUCACUUGCAAAUAUGAAAGUACCCGAUGGUUACUCGUCUAACAUCAAAAACUUGGUGAAUGAGACUGAAUUGAAACUAAUGGGUCUGAAAUCACAUGAUUGUCAUGCGUUAAUGCAACAUCUACUUCCAAUUGCCAUUAGAUCAGUCUUGCCAAAAUAUGUUCGAGAAUGUUUGACACAUGUUUGCAUUUUCUUUAAUAGGUUGUGCGGGAAGGAAUUAGAAUUGGAUAAGUUAGAUGCAUUACAUGAACAUGUAGCGAAAACAUUGUGCAACCUGGAAAAGUUUUUUCCGCCAUCUUUUUUCGACAUCAUGAUCCAUUUAAUGGUUCAUCUAGUGAGAGAAGCAAGGCUGUGUGGGCCGGUGUGGGUGAGAUGGAUGUAUCUAUUUGAAAGAAAUAUGAAGGUACUUAAAAGUUAUGUGCGUAACCACUAUCAACCAGAAGCAUGUAUGGUUGAGUGCUACAUAUCUGAAGAGGCUGUGGAAUUUUGUUCAGAGUACAUGGCUGGAGUUGAGGCAAUAGGAAUUAGCAAACCAAGAAUUGACCCUGAUGAUGUUGAUAGAGGAUUAAGGGGGAAAGGGACAAUGGUGACAGUGUCCAAGCUUGAACUAGAUCAAGCUCAAUUAGUCGUGAUGAACAAUAACGCAGAGGUUCAACCAUAUAUAACGAAUACAAUUAUAUCAAAGUUGAACGAACCGAAUCAUGGAGUAUCUGAUGUGUUGAGUCGUAUUGCCCUUGGACCAACUUUUACGGUUGCAAAGCAUGAAGCGUACAUUGUAAGGGGUAAACGUUUUCAUACAAAGUCAAGAGAUGAUGCUCGAGAGGUUCAAAAUAGUGGUAUACGUAUCGUCGCAGAAACUAUGCACUUUGCAAGUGCAAAAGAUAGAAACCCUGUUUUAGGUACUAUGACGUAUUAUGGGGUCAUUGAAGAAAUAUGGGAGCUCAAUUAUUUUGCGUUCCGAAUUCCACUUUUUAAAUGUUCUUGGGUUGACAACAAUGUUGGAGUAAAAACUGACGAGCUUGGUUUUACUUUGGUUGAUUUAAAGAGGAGGUUCUUAGAGACUGAAGAGGAUGCAGAGAAUGCUGACUUAUGUUACGAUGACUUCAUUGUUGGACAACCAAUUCACGAGCAACUUAUGGGAAUUGAUCGUAACAUUGAGGAAGACGACGCUGAAUACAUUAGAAACGAUAUUAAUGAGGGAAUAUGGGUCAAUUGUGAUUCAGACAUGGUGAACUCGGAAUCAGGAUCUGAUUCGGGCGCAGAAAAUGAGUGUCCAACCACAAUACCUACACGAGGGCCGACGCAAAUGAAUGAAAUAUCAAAACUAAUGGUGUAA